AAGACGACGAGGCGGAUGAUGAUGACGACGAAUUAGAAGAAGAAGAAGAAGACGACGACGACGCCGGAAAACGCCAUUUUGUUGUUGAACAGGAGCAGCGGCGAAGGCUCGAGAAGCGUCAGUAAAGGUGAGCAAGGAUGGGGAAUUUGGGUAGCCUGUUUAGAGGAUUGUUUGGCAAGAAAGAGAUGAGGAUCCUGAUGGUAGGACUGGAUGCUGCUGGAAAGACCACCAUCUUGUACAAGCUCAAACUGGGAGAAAUUGUUACCACAAUCCCUACCAUCGGUUUUAAUGUUGAAACGGUAGAAUUCAAAAACAUCAGUUUUACAGUGUGGGAUGUCGGUGGUCAGGACAAGAUCAGGCCACUCUGGAGGCAUUACUUCCAAAACACACAAGGCCUUAUCUUUGUAGUGGACAGUAAUGACAGGGAACGAGUAGGUGAGGCGAAGGAGGAGCUGAUGCGAAUGCUGGCCGAGGACGAGCUGAGGGAUGCCGUGCUGCUUGUGUUUGCCAACAAACAGGACCUGCCCAAUGCCAUGAAUGCAGCUGAGAUCACAGACAAGCUCACCCUGCACUCCCUGCGCCACCGUAACUGGUAUAUCCAGGCCACAUGCGCCACUAGUGGAGAUGGUCUCUAUGAGGGUCUGGACUGGCUUUCAAGCCAGCUGAAAAACGCAAAAUGAUCCAUCACUAACCCUCCUGUCUGUCAUCUCUGUCUGCAGUGUAAUGGGAGACUGCACUGGCCCUGGUCUCACUCACUCACUCUUUUCCUCUCUUUCCUCUGAAGAGUUGGACUUUGGCCAGUGCUCCCCUGCAUCUGUGUACUGUAUGGGUGUGUUUGGAUGAGUAUUUUUGGAUGAAUGAAUGUGUAUUCCUAUGUGUGAGCCGAGUGGGAGCAGCCCUGCUGUGCCUUGAACACAGUUGACUCUCAAACACCUCCUCCCUCCAGUGUCAGCACUUCCAAAGGUACUGGUUUCCACAAAGCAAAGGACGACACAGGGCGAGUUCUGUGUGUCACCUGUCAAGAACAUUUGUUUAAAAAAAACAACAACAACAAACAAACAAAAACAAUGAUAGAUGUGUAGUCGCCCGGCAAUGACACACAAUAUACCACAGUGUAACCUGUCAUGUUUGAUAAAUUAAAAUGCCUGACAUCCAAGAUCAGUUCACUUUAUUUUGAAAAUAAAUCGUUGCAGAUUUAAGUUUUAACUGUUGCAGCAAACACUGGAUGCUUGUUGAUUCCCUCUUACAGUUUAAUUUUUCAGAAUUUAUGAUUGAAUUCUUAAAUCCAUAUCCUGUAGGUCCUCUUAACAGUCAGGAUGCAGUCGUAUUCAGCAUCUGUACAACAUUUGUUGAACCAUUUUAGGAUUUUAAAUCCACUUUAGUCCUGUCUACCUGACCCUGAUAUUUCUUUUCAAUAGGCCGCGUGUUCUACGCACAGAGGUUUUAAAAAGAUCUGUAAUAGCGGCGUUUAGAAAAGGCAAUAAAUGUUUUCAGGAUGUGUUUACAUGUGUGGAGGUGUGUUGAGUGUAGCUACAGCUUCAUCUGUGUGGGUUCCAGCUACAUCCACUCCAUUCGAAUGACGAGGCUUUUUUUUUUCUUUUCUUUUUUUGAGUUGCUCCCACUCUGGCUUUUUAUUUACUGAUAGUCUUAUUUUCUCUUGUAUGUAGUCCUUUUUGUUAGGGUGUGUUCUAUAUUUUAUUUUAGUUUCUUUGUUGUUUUUUUUUCUCCUUUUUUUUUUAAUGUCACUGUUGAUGCACGCAUGACCUGGUUUACUUUAGCAUGAGCGGACGCGCCAGGUGUGCAGCCUUUUGAGUAAAAUGUUCUCGGGACCAAUUGGUUGGAUUCAGGAAUGGCUUAUUGUACUUGGACUCAGUUUUGGAUUGGUUUGCAGAAUGUGAGGUCACCUCCGCCUGCAAACCAAUCCAAAACUUCACAAAAUUGUCAGCGCUUUGAUAAGACGGUACAGUUGAAUUGGAAGUGCUUGCUCCAGCCCGCUGUAUGAUUCAGCACUGUAAAUGCCUCCUCAACGCUUCAGGCUUUAUGAUGUUUUCCCGCGCAUGUACCCAGGGUGCUUCCCCCGGUGUUAUUUACAUCAUGUCCCUCUGAUGCCGCUUGCACAACACAGGGCCUGUGCGAGGACAGCAGUUUAUCCAUCAGCUUUUGCAGUGAACCCAUAGACGAUAGCCCUUCCCAUUGCUCAAUACCAGCAGACAGUUAAAAUUUGCAAGUGAGAAUGUUACACCAGUUCAGCCAGUGAUAGAAUAGUUUCCCACACAUCCGUUGAUCCCCACUGCUUCUGCAAUUGAUAAGAAAACAAUCUUGAACAAUGCACACCCCUUACUGAGUGAAGAUGACUUUAAGGUCAUAACAUCACACUGACCUCUAAAGGGAAAUUAAUUUUCCCUUUUUUGUAUUUCUACAACUGGAUAUUUAGAUGGUUUCUUGGAAAUUUUGAGUAACUGAAUUACUAAUCUUUUGGGCUUUCUUUGUCCUUACGUUAUGCUAUUUCCUAAACAUCCUCAGAGUUCACAGAUGCGUUACAUAAUCUGGUAUGCAGCAAGAAAUACAAAUGUAUAUAAUAAUCUGUAAGAAAAUGUAUUUUAACAUGACAUCAUCCACCUACCCGUAUUCAGAUGUUGAAGCUUUAAUUUUCAAGACCGUUUCUGUACAAAUGACAAGGUAUGUGCAUAUGUAUUUCUUUAGUACCUUUUAUGCUUUUUUUUUUUUUUUU
This is a messenger RNA of Xiphias gladius (swordfish), 2731 nucleotides long. It is a transcript of the gene arf2a, whose product is annotated as ADP-ribosylation factor 2a. Gene Ontology annotation, molecular function: GTPase activity; GTP binding. The transcript is spliced from 5 exons. The coding region runs from base 138 to 680 and encodes 180 amino acids. Gene Ontology annotation, cellular component: cytoplasm; plasma membrane. The record is from RefSeq and is a predicted model, not a curated record. Gene Ontology annotation, biological process: intracellular protein transport; vesicle-mediated transport. Lineage: Eukaryota; Metazoa; Chordata; Actinopteri; Istiophoriformes; Xiphiidae.